Molecule: messenger RNA, 2615 nt
Organism: Ailuropoda melanoleuca (giant panda)
Lineage: Eukaryota; Metazoa; Chordata; Mammalia; Carnivora; Ursidae
Gene: CRNN
Product: cornulin
Exons: 3
Coding region: 133-2259 (708 amino acids)
Biological process (GO): cellular response to cytokine stimulus; regulation of phosphatidylinositol 3-kinase/protein kinase B signal transduction; positive regulation of cell cycle G1/S phase transition
Molecular function (GO): transition metal ion binding; calcium-dependent protein binding; calcium ion binding
Source: RefSeq, a predicted model, not a curated record
GGGAUAGCCUAUCUAAAACACUAGCCUCCAUUAAAUUCCCUAUAAAAGGUUCCUGUCCUGCUGACCUGGUACUCCAUACAUCGCCUAACAGCCACUUGCUCAGCCUGCCUGUGCAUUAGCUUGAGUCCAAAGAUGCCCCAGUUAUUGCAAAACAUUAAUGGGAUCAUCGAAGCCUUUGGGCGCUAUGCCAGGACCGAGGGCAGCUGCACAGUGCUCUCCCAUGGGGAGCUGAAAAGACUCCUGGAACAUGAGUUUGCUGAUGUCAUUGUGAAACCCCAUGAUCCUGCCACUGUGGAUGAAGUACUGCGCCUGCUGGAUGAAGAUGAUACAGGAACUGUGGAAUUCAAGGAAUUCCUGGUCCUGGUGUUUAAAGUCGCCCAAGCCUGUUUCAAGACAAUGAGCAAGAGUCCUGCGGGGGCUUGUGUAUCUCAAGAGUCUGGAAGCCUCCCCAGUGGGGCCUCACAAGAGCUGGGGAAAGAACAGAGCAGGAGAGCUGAAGUGGGGCAGGCUAGAGAAGGACAGCAUCGUGAGGGGAGCCAAUGUGGACAGAGCACGCAGGCUUCCAGAGGACAGGCAGGGGCUGGGGCGCAGAUCUAUGGUCAGGAUCUUGGCCAGGACAGGCAGUCUGAAUCUCAGAGACAAGAGAGAGAGAGUCAGCAGACACAAGCUGGGGGACAUGUGCAGCAGACACUGAGAGUGGGAGAAGACAAGAUUCACCAGACCAGACAGAGGGAGUCAGAGAGACAGUCACAGACCAGGGAACAAGACAGAACACACCAGAUAAGUGAAACAGUGACUGGAACUGGAACUCAGAACCAGACAUAUGCGACCCAGACUGUGGAACAGAACAGAAGCCAUCACAUAGGAAGCCCUGGCACACAGCCACAGGAGUCUACCCAUGGCCAGACCAGAGAGACUGAGGUCCAGAAUCAAGACAGGAGCCAGACAAGCCAGACAGUAACAAGAGAACAUUUUCAGACACCAGGAGGUGCUACCCAGGCUAUACAGCAGGACAGGAGCCGUCAGAUAGGAAGCCUUAGCACACAGCCACAGGAGUCCACCCAUGACCAGACCAGAGAGACUGAAGUCCAGAAUCAAGACAGGAGCCAGACAAGCCAGACAGUGACAGGAGAACAUGUUCAGACACCAGGAGGUGCCACCCGGGCUGUGGAGCAGGACAGAAGCCAUCAUAUAGGAAGCCCUAGCACAGAGCCACGGGAGUCCACCCAUGGCCAGACCAGAGAGACUGAGGUCCAGAAUCAAGACAGGAGCCAGACAAGCCAGACAGUGACAGGAGAACAUGUUCAGACACCAGGAGGUGCCACCCAGGCUGUGGAACAGGACAGAAGCCAUCACAUAGGAAGCCCUGGCACACAGCCACAGGAGUCCACCCAUGGCCAGACCAGAGAGACUGAGGUCCAGAAUCAAGACAAGAGCCAGACAACCCAUACAGUAACAGGAGAACAUGUUCAGACACCAGGAGAUGCCACCCGGGCUGUGGAGCAGGACAGAAGCCAUCAUAUAGGAAGCCCUAGCACACAGCCACAGGAGUCCACCCAUGGUCAGACCAGAGAGACUGAGGUCCAGAAUCAAGACAGGAGCCAGACAAGCCAGACAGUGACAAGAGAACAUGUUCAGAGACCGGGAGGUGUCACCCAGGCCAUACAGCAGGGCAGGAGCCAUCAGAUAGGAAGCCCUGGCACACAGCCACAGGAGUCCACCCAUGGUCAGACCAGAGGGACUGAGGUCCAGGGUCAAAACAGGUGCCAAACAAGUGAAGUGGUGACAGGAGAACACAUUCAGACACAGGCAGGGUCACAAACCCAGACACACAUCCAGACCAUGGAGCAGGACAGGAGCCAGACUGCAAGUCACAUAGGGGAUAGAGAUGAGGGACAGACCCAGAGGCAGUCAGGCAGAGGUCACAGAUGGACACAAGUGAGCCAUUAUGAGGCAGGAGAGAGAAAGCUGGAAGGACAGGCCCAGGCUGGGGCAAGCACUCUGACAGGCAGACAGGACUGGAGCACCACUCACCCAAGGUACAGUGUGACAGGCGGGCAAGGUGAGAGAGAACACACAGUGGUUACCCAGGAGUGGGUGGAUGACCACACAAGGGAGAUGGGGGUCCCAAGGCAGGACCAGAGCAGCCUGUACACUGGCAUGCAUUCAGCCCAGGGCCAGGAGGCAGCCCAGCCAGGAGGGAAGCGAGGCCUCACAGCCAUGGGGCUAUAUUCUUACUUCAAGAGCAACAAUCCAUGAAUGUCCCAGCCCCAGACUCCAGUGCCCAGUACUGGAAGAAGACAGCUGCAGAGGGGUUGGCUUGUCCUGCCCUGACCAGUCCAGCUGGCAUGUCUCAGGACAUUAGUUCUUAAUCAUGGUGUUUCUCUCUUAGGUCUUUCUCAAUGAAGACAUUUUUGCAAGAUGCUUUCUAUCCUAAAUUCCUCUCUGAGCUGCUCUGCUGUGCAGACACCCUCAGAACAGGAAGACACAGAGCCAAUCACCCAUUUAUGCCAAAUUCUCCUCAGUUUGUGGGGGUUUCAGAGCUACUUUUAUCUCUUCCAUCUGUCCAUUGCCCCAUCUAUCCUAAUGCAUCAAUAAAAUCUUCCUACGUAACG